UGCAGGAACAAACACCCCAGGAGAGUUUCCAGGUGGAGACAGGAAGCUUCGUAAGGCAGGGAAAGGUCUGAGACUGCCAUCGCAGUGCCCAAGCUAGGGGACUUGCUACAGCGAAGGCACAGAAAGAUGCAUAAAGAGCCUAUGGACUUUUAAAGAUCUGGCCAUUCUUGGGGCUCAAACUGGAUAGAGCAGGGAAAGGCCUUAGUGGAGAGGGCUGGGCAGAGCCAAGCUGAGGGGACAACUUGCCAAGUCUAGUUGCAGGAAAACAAGCUCAGGGCCACCCCAUGGACUCUCUACUUUUCUCUGCUUCUGUCUUCUUUCUUCCCUUUUCCCUUCUUUCACCUCCUACCUCUCCUUUUCUCUCCCUGUUCUCCUACUUCCUCUGCCUUCUCUUUUCCCCUAUUCCCUGUUUUCCUCUUUGUGAUUCCCUUCUGCACAGCCUGUGUCCCAAACUGGCCAGUGGUUUUGCAUGGCUUAAACUGUUUGGGAAGUGAGGGGGUUUCUGCCCAUGGGCCAAACCAUUGACUGUUAGCGCCUGUCCUUAACAGUACUGAGGAACGUAUUAGAGUAGGAAGAAAAACUCAACGGCUAACUUUAGUUUGCUUUUUCAAAAAUCUAUAGGUCUCAGAAACAGAAGCAAUAGAUAGAUUCAAAGAGUAGAUUUUUAAUCCAUCAAAAAGCAUCCAUGAAUACCCUCUGGGGAAUACAAGAGAAGUGUAAUGUACAAUCUCUGUCUUUUUUGUUGUUGUUGUUGUUGAGACAGAGUCUUGCUCUGUCACCCAAGUGGUAGUGCAGUGGCACGGGCUCACUGCAACCUCUGCCUUCUGGGUUCAAGCAAUUCUACUGCCUCAGUCUCCUCAGUAGCUGGGAUUACAGGCAUGUGCCACCACGUCAGGCUAAUUUUUGUAUUUUUUAGUAAAGAUGGGAUUUCACCAUGUUGGUCAGGCUAGUCUUGAACUCCUAACCUCGUGAUCCACCCGCCUCGGCCUCCCAAAGUGCUGGGAUUACAGGCAUGAGCCACUGUGCCCGGCCACAAUCUCUGUCUUUUUCACCAGCAAGCGGUAAAAGACCAUUGUGUAGUGAUCAGUAUGGUGUCCAUUAAAAGAGGAGGGUUACUGUUCACAAUAGCUGUGCAUUUCACAUCUACAAUGUGCUAGAUCCCCUUUCAGAGCAUGAUGGUAGAGGGAUGAAAUACAAAGCCGUCCCCUCUGGAAGCUCCCCAGGCCAGUGGGAGAGACCACAGUGGGGUGAAGGAAGUGGUGAGGAGAGGAAGAGAAGUGGACUACUCCAGGCUCAUUGCUGGCACUUUACCACAAUCUCACGUUCUUCUUUCGCCCUUCCACAAAAAAGACCCCAUCCGAGAUGGCUGUGGGAGGGCUCUCUCCCCUCCAGGACCCAUCUCCGGGCCAUGGGAACACUCACGCCUUCCUCGCCCCUCUGCUGGCGGGAGGAGAGCUCCUUUGCAGCUCCAAAUUCAUUGAAGGGCUCAAGGCUGGUGUCAGGGGAGCCUGGAGGAGCUGUCACCAUCCAGUGCCAUUAUGCCCCCUCAUCUGUCAACAGGCACCAGAGGAAGUACUGGUGCCGUCUGGGGCCCCCAAGAUGGAUCUGCCAGACCAUUGUGUCCACCAACCAGUAUACUCACCAUCGCUAUCGUGACCGUGUGGCCCUCACAGACUUUCCACAGAGAGGCUUGUUUGUGGUGAGGCUGUCCCAACUGUCCCCGGAUGACAUCGGAUGCUACCUCUGCGGCAUUGGAAGUGAAAACAACAUGCUGUUCUUAAGCAUGAAUCUGACCAUCUCUGCAGGUCCCGCCAGCACCCUCCCCACAGCCACUCCAGCUGCUGGGGAGCUCACCAUGAGAUCCUAUGGAACAGCAUCUCCAGUGGCCAACAGAUGGACCCCAGGAACCACCCAGACCUUAGGACAGGGGACAGCAUGGGACACAGUUGCUUCAACUCCAGGAACCAGCAUGACUACAGCUUCAGCUGAGGGAAGACAAACCCCAGGAGCAACCAGGCCAGCAGCUCCAGGGACAGGCAGCUGGUCAGAGGUUUCUGUCAAAGCACCAGCUCCGAUUCCAGAGAGUCCACCUUCAAAGAGCAGAAGCAUGUCCAAUACAACAGAAGGUGUUUGGGAGGGCACCAGAAGCUCGGUGACAAACAGGGCUAGAGUCAGCAAGGACAGGAGGGAGAUGACAACUACCAAGGCUGAUAGGCCAAGGGAGGACAUAGAGGGGGUCAGGAUAGCUCUUGAUGCAGCCAAAAAGGUCCUAGGAACCAUUGGGCCACCAGCUCUGGUCUCAGACACUUUGGCCUGGGAAAUCCUCCCACAAGCAACGCCGGUUUCUAAGCAACAAUCUCAGGGUUCCAUUGGAGAAACAACUCCAGCUGCAGGCAUGUGGACCUUGGGAACUCCAGCUGCAGAUGUGUGGAUCUUGGGAACUCCAGCUGCAGAUGUGUGGACCAGCAUGGAGGCAGCAUCUGGGGAAGGAAGCGCUGCAGGGGACCUAGAUGCUGCCACUGGAGACAGAGGUCCCCAAGCAACACUGAGCCAGGCCCCGGCAGUAGGACCCUGGGGACCCCCUGGCAAGGAGUCCUCCGUGAAGCGCACUUUUCCAGAAGAUGAAAGCAGCUCUCGGACCCUGGCUCCUGUCUCUACCAUGCUGGCCCUGUUUAUGCUUAUGGCUCUGGUUCUAUUGCAAAGGAAGCUCUGGAGAAGGAGGACCUCUCAGGAGGCAGAAAGGGUCACCCUAAUUCAGAUGACACAUUUUCUGGAAGUGAACCCCCAACCAGACCAGCUGCCCCAUGUGGAAAGAAAGAUGCUCCAGGAUGACUCUCUUCCUGCUGGGGCCAGCCUGACUGCCCCAGAGAGAAAUCCAGGACCCUGAGGGACAGAAAGAUGAACUGCUCAGUUACCAUGGGAGAAGGACCAAGAUCAAAGGCCUUCAGGACCCCAGCCUCUUUCCAUCAUCCUUCCUCCACCUGUGGGAAGAGAAGCUGAUGCAGCUGGUGCUCCACCCAUGGAAGAAAGGCUGGCUGUCCUUGGGCCCAAGAAAGUCAAGCAUUAUCCACGUCCAAAGGUGACAAGAUGACUCAAAGGAGACUUCAAGAAUGGUGUACGAAACACUGGAAGAGGUCACCUAGGAAAAGCGUGAAAUUUCCAUUCCUGAAUGUUUGAAAAUAGAAGAGGCUUCCAAUCAGUGUGGAAAGUGACAAAUCCCCUAUCAACACUCCCAGCCCUUGCUGGGGGCUCCUUUUCUGACUACUGUUAGCACUCAGCCUCCCACUCACAUGUAAUUAUAUUUAAGUGUACCAGCCUUGCCUUCUCAAGUAGAUUCUAAGCUCCUUUAGGGCAGUAAUUGCAUUUUAUCUGUCUCAUGACGCCCCCAGAGAACUUCCAACUCAGUAGGACUCCAAUAAAUACCUGUGUCUGAUUGA
This is a messenger RNA of Pan troglodytes (chimpanzee), 3437 nucleotides long. RefSeq names its product Fc alpha and mu receptor (gene FCAMR). The coding region runs from base 1187 to 2887 and encodes 566 amino acids. Gene Ontology annotation, cellular component: plasma membrane. The record is from RefSeq and is a predicted model, not a curated record. The transcript is spliced from 7 exons. Lineage: Eukaryota; Metazoa; Chordata; Mammalia; Primates; Hominidae. Gene Ontology annotation, molecular function: transmembrane signaling receptor activity.